AUGAUUAGUGGUUAUCAGUCGGAUGUGAAAGAGGAAGUAGGGGGCCUGAAUCAUUUAUUGCAUCAUUACCUGUGGUCGUGUGCCGUCAAUAUUUUGACGUUUUUUCAUUAUAGCAGUUUACUAACAGAAAAUCACUUUUAUUACAGUUUCGUCAAGACUUUGACUGGUAAAACCAUCACUUUGGAAGUUGAAUCUUCUGACACUAUUGACAAUGUCAAGUCUAAGAUUCAAGACAAAGAAGGUAUCCCUCCUGACCAACAAAGAUUGAUCUUUGCUGGUAAGCAAUUGGAAGAUGGUAGAACUUUGUCUGACUACAACAUUCAAAAAGAAUCUACUUUACACUUGGUCUUGAGAUUGAGAGGUGGUAUUAUUGAACCAUCUUUGAAGGCUUUGGCUUCUAAGUACAACUGUGAAAAAGCUGUUUGCCGUAAAUGUUAUGCUAGAUUACCACCAAGAGCUACCAACUGUAGAAAGAGAAAAUGUGGUCACACUAAUCAAUUGCGUCCAAAGAAGAAGUUGAAAUAG
Messenger RNA from Zygotorulaspora mrakii, 525 nucleotides. RefSeq names its product ubiquitin-60S ribosomal protein eL40 RPL40A fusion protein (gene RPL40A). Gene Ontology annotation, biological process: translation; modification-dependent protein catabolic process; protein ubiquitination. Gene Ontology annotation, molecular function: structural constituent of ribosome; protein tag activity; ubiquitin protein ligase binding. Gene Ontology annotation, cellular component: cytoplasm; nucleus; ribosome. The record is from RefSeq and is a predicted model, not a curated record. The transcript has a single exon. NCBI's taxonomy places the organism in Eukaryota, Fungi, Ascomycota, Saccharomycetes, Saccharomycetales, Saccharomycetaceae. Bases 1 to 525 code for a protein of 174 amino acids.